Lutzomyia longipalpis is the source of this 1342-nucleotide messenger RNA. RefSeq names its product zinc finger protein 333-like. Bases 109 to 1308 code for a protein of 399 amino acids. The record is from RefSeq and is a predicted model, not a curated record. Lineage: Eukaryota; Metazoa; Arthropoda; Insecta; Diptera; Psychodidae. Gene Ontology annotation, biological process: regulation of transcription by RNA polymerase II. Gene Ontology annotation, cellular component: nucleus. Gene Ontology annotation, molecular function: DNA-binding transcription factor activity, RNA polymerase II-specific; RNA polymerase II transcription regulatory region sequence-specific DNA binding. The transcript has 4 exons.
UUGACAACUUAUUAGCAAAAAUUCAUUGGAGAAAGUUUGUUUUCUGCCCAAAAAUUAGUUAAAAAUUUUCCUGAUUUACGACAUUUGAAAUCAAAGAAACAGAUAAAAAUGGUCAGGAACUAUCAGCGCAAGAAACCUCCACUUGAUACGGAAAAACUAACUCAGGCAAUUAAUCUGUUGCAAAGUGAAAAAGUAUCAGUAAGACGGGUAGCCAAGACGUUUGGUCUGAAUUACUCAACACUCACUCGCUACCUAAGAGCCAUCCAGUCUUAUGAUCCCCACGGGACACUGCACGCAAUCACCCCGUCCGAUUUGCCAACAAUAUGUUCGAAAAAGACACGAACGGUGUUCUCUGUGGCACAGGAGGAAUCUCUGGUGGAGUAUCUGAAUCAGAAUACUGAUCCGCAUUUUGGGCUAACUUCGAGGGAUGUGAAGGUGUUGGCGUAUCAAUUUGCAAAAAGUCUGAAGAUCAUUGUUCCCGGAUGGGAGGUGAACGGAAUGGCGGGAAAAGAAUGGCUAAAGAGUUUCCACACGCGCAAUCCUUCAUUGAUUAUCCGGAAACAGGAAGGACAUGGAGAUUGCCAUCGAACUGUAAUUAACAAGAAGAAUAUUGCUAGAUUUAUUGAUGAAAUGCGUGGUGUCAAAGAAGAAUCUUCCAUUUCCUGCACAAUUUGCGAUGAAACAUUUGAAAAUUUAGACGAUCUAACGCAACAUAUUGAACUUCAUGAGGAUUCAGUCCUUUUUGAGUGCGCUCAUUGCUUUAAGAAAUUCCCCAACAAAUUUGCCCUUUCAUCUCACAUUCGGCAUCACAGGAAGUUGCUAAAUGAUGAGAAGCGCAGCGACGAUGAACUCUUCUCCUGCCCAACGUGUGGAGACAUAAUACGUGGAAAGUACCAUUUUCACGAUCAUCAAGCAGUUCACAUGAUUGAGAAGCCUUUUGUAUGCGACAUCUGCCAGAUGCGCUUCCAGAACAAAGUAGCUCUGACGGGGCACACAAAGAGGCUACACACCUGGGAAGGACAGAAGUUCAAAUGCCCCAAAUGUGGCUUCAUCUUCAAGUAUUUGGGGAAUUUGAGGAAGCACACAAUGAAGCAUCAGCAGCUAACAACCAAAAAGAUUCAAAAGAAGACUUAUGUGAAGAGGCUCAAACGUGAAGACGCACCAAUCUACCCUGUUGAUCCCACAUUGAUUAAGACCGAGGAGGAGGAGGAGGAUGAUUUGAAUUUUGAGAGUGAAAUUGAUCUUUCUGCAACGGUUAAAGUUGAGGAAGAUCCCUUCUGGGGAAUUAAGCAGGAAGUUGAUGAAUAAAACCCUGAAGGGUACAUAUUAUAAAAUCCAUAAA